GUCAGUCCGGGAACGGAAAGAAGCCAGUUUCUUCCAUUAAAUCAAAUCUCAGAUUCAUCGAUUCGAUUUAAUUUUAAUUAUAAUCAUAAGUCUACUCUGUCUCCAUGGUGUGGAUUAAUCAUCCAAUAAAUUCAUAUUUAUUUCAUUAAAUGUAAUACCUACCGGAACUCGUGCCUACGAUAAAAUAAUUUGCCUUCCAGUUUCCUGUGCUUUUUCUGUCUAAACAAGCAACAUAAAAAUGCACGGUCGAGUGAAGGUCAGAACGUCUGAAGAAGAAAAAGCAAGGAAAGAAAAAGAAAGGCAUGAGAAGCUUAAAAUAUUUAAACAUGCUAUGCAUAGCAUACAGACUAAGAGGAAUCAAGGCGAGUUGGACAAAGAGUUGUUGGAAAUUACAGGGAAAGUCUUAUCAUCAAAUCCAGACAUCUAUACAUUAUGGAACAUAAGAAGAGAAAUUUUAAUUGUUUUCAGGAAAAAUGUGGAAUCAGAUGAAGAUAUCUCAAAACUUUAUGACGAUGAGUUGUAUUUAACUGAACAUUGUCUUAAAAUUAACCCCAAAUCAUACUGUGCUUGGCACCAAAGGGAGUGGGUUUUGGCCAUUCGUCCUGAUCCUGAUUGGAAAAAGGAAGUAACAUUGUGUAACACUUAUUUAAAAUUGGAUGAGAGGAAUUUUCACACAUGGGACUAUAGGAGAUUUGUAAUUAGCAAAUGUAAACCAUCAUUGAAUGAAGAGUUUGUUUUUACAACUGAAAAGUUGUUUGAUAACUUCUCAAACUAUUCAGCUUGGCAUUACAGGAGCAAAAUGUUGGUUGCCCUUUAUCCUGAUUUAGAAGGAGGGAGACCUAUAGAUGAUCAGCAUCACAAACAUGAACUGAAGAUGGUGGAAAGUGCAGCAUUUACAGAUCCUGAUGACACCAGUGCAUGGUUUUAUCAGAGAUGGCUUUUAGGUGCAGUAAAAACGACUGUUGAACCUGUUGUGUGUACUGUAACACCUAUAAAAACCACUGUUGCUUUCAACAAACAUGUUUCAAAAAAUUUUAUUGCACAGAAUAUUAGCCUAGUAAUAAAUGAUGUAUUAGUACCAGGUGAAUGGAUUUCAUGUUCAGGAAACGAAUAUGACUUGCUGUGGUUAUUUAAACAUAAUGAAACUGUUGUAGAUAAUUUGGAUGUUAAGAUUUUAUACUUGACGGAGAGCAAUGAAAAAGAGACUAUAUAUUGUAAUAAAUACAAGCAGUGCUCAUACAUUGGGAAAAAUAAGAUUGAUUUCCAGCUAAAAUAUUCUGAACCCGUUAUUGAAGAACUGAAUAAGCAAUUGGACUCUUGUCGUCAGUUAUUAGCGUUGGAGCCAGAUAGUAAAUGGACUAUGCUGACUACGACUUUCCUUCUUCAUUGUUUAGAUGCAAAGCAACAUUACAAAGAAGUUCUAGAGAAACUAGAAACACUUAAAAAAAUUGAUGUAAUGCGUGCAGGCUAUUAUAGUGAUUUGAAAACAAAAUGGAGCAUAGAGGAACAGAUAGCGGAUGAUUAUCAAAAUGAUAGAGAUAGUCUUGUAAUAAGGUUUAAUGAAAAAAUAACAUACUUGCCGCAUUUGCAGUAUUACAAUUUUUGCGAAACUGUUGACUUCUCCAACCAGAACUUAACAAGUAACAUGCUACACUCCUUAGUUAUGCUACAACAUUGUAAGAAUUUGAAUCUGGAGAACAAUAAACUGACAACUUUGCAAGACUUUCCAUUAUUGGAUUUAGAUGUAUUAAACGUACAAGGAAACCAUUUACAGGAAGAGGAAGUCAGGAAGUUAAAGGAAAAGUGUAACUAUAAAAUUAAAUUUUAGGAUAUUAUGCUUUCUAUUAUGAAAUAAUAUAACAUAUUCAUUCAGUGGCCGAGUUUAAGUUAUUUUUGUAUAACUAUACUAAUUUAUGUAAAAUAAUAUCGAUAUCUGCCAAUUUUAUAUUAUUCUCAAUAUAAUUUAUUUUUGUAUUAUGUUAAUAAACAUAUAAAUUAUUUAAAACCAUGAUUACAACAUGUAAUUACAGGCAGAUAUUAUCGUACCAAAUAUCGCUUUUUUAAAUUUAUAUUGUUAUUUGUCCCUAACUACACCAACCAGAGUUACUCAAACUUUCUAUGGGACUAUUUGUUCGCAGUAAUCCACAGACCACCAUGAGUAAUCGUAACAGAGUAAUUAAAUAAUUUGAAAAAAAAAAA
This is a messenger RNA of Plodia interpunctella (Indianmeal moth), 2199 nucleotides long. RefSeq names its product Rab geranylgeranyltransferase subunit alpha (gene RabGGTa). The record is from RefSeq and is a predicted model, not a curated record. Gene Ontology annotation, cellular component: Rab-protein geranylgeranyltransferase complex; cytoplasm. The transcript has 10 exons. Gene Ontology annotation, molecular function: Rab geranylgeranyltransferase activity. Lineage: Eukaryota; Metazoa; Arthropoda; Insecta; Lepidoptera; Pyralidae. The coding region runs from base 239 to 1828 and encodes 529 amino acids. Gene Ontology annotation, biological process: protein geranylgeranylation.